Hyaena hyaena (striped hyena) is the source of this 696-nucleotide messenger RNA. RefSeq names its product basic salivary proline-rich protein 4-like. Lineage: Eukaryota; Metazoa; Chordata; Mammalia; Carnivora; Hyaenidae. The coding region runs from base 1 to 696 and encodes 231 amino acids. The transcript is spliced from 2 exons. The record is from RefSeq and is a predicted model, not a curated record.
AUGGGUGGGCACGGACCGGCCCUUCGGGGCUGCCUGGCAGCGAAGGAGAGCGAGGAGCCCGUGGGCCCCUUUCUCUCCGUCUUUGAAUCUCCCGGGGCCACUGGGUUUGGUUCCCGCGACCGCGGCGGCGGCGGCGGCGGCGUCUCCGCGCGGCUUCCAGCGACCCCUGUCGGGGGUUCCCGGCAGCAGCUCGGCGCGCCGCCGCCCCCCGCCCGGCCAGGCUCGGGGAGCGAAAGGGGCUGCGCCCGGGAGCGCCGAGCCCAGGCUCCUCCCGGUGGCGUGUCCGCGCCUCCGGGUGGGGGUGUGGGCCGGCGAGGAGUUCCCCAAAACUUGUCGGAACUCCGGGCUCGCGCGGACGGCAGGAGCGGAGAGGCGGCGGCUGCCUGGGCGAAGCGAGCGCGGGGCAGGACGGUGACCGCCUCUCCCUCGUCGGGCUGCGAGCGCGCCGCACGGACGCCACCCCCGGAGCCGACAGCGGCUGGACCCGGCGCGGCGGGAACCGAGGACUUCCCUGAGCGACGCGAGCAGCCCCGGGAGCGAGGGCGACCGCCAGCCUCAGGUGGCCGGGACCGCACGCGGCGUCCGCGUCGCCCCCCGCGGGGCGCCAGGAGACGCCCCCGCGCACCGCGAGAGCCUCAGCCGUGCCGCGCGCGCUCUCCCCCCUCGAGGGACAAACUUUUCCCAAACCCGAUCUGA